GAGACUGGAGAUAUAGAGAAGUUUGCUGUAGGGAGCUGUCUGCCCCCAAUCGUAUCAUUCCAUACCAUUGGGACUAGAAAAGAAAGUAUUCUGAUAUUGUAGAGCAGCGGUUACUGCAUAAUAGCAGUGCACUAUUUACCAAUUGUAACAAAACAACUUCUGCAUGGAACAAUUAGCAUGAACCAUUUAUCUCACCUGUAAUGUUGGCUCUAGAAAUCAGAAUUGUUGCCGCUGCAGACAACAACAGGUUGUGUAGUGUAAUGGUUAGCACCCAGGAUUCUGAUUCCUGUAAUCCCGGUUCGAUCCCGGGCACGACCUCGUAUUUAUUCUUUUUCUUUUCCCUUACCACCGGAAUCAUAAAUUUAGACUCAUAGAGUUAGAAAUCUCAACAGCCACAACAACAGCUGGUUGUGUAGUGUAAUGGUUAGCACCCAGGAUUCUGAUUCCUGUAAUCCCGGUUCGAUCCCGGGCACGACCUCGUAUUCUCUUUUUGCGAUCCAUUUAACAUGGCUCAAUGUCAGUAUAAGCUGUUCAUGCAUGACCAGACCAAGACCUGUUGUCAGGGCCGCUCUGAUUUUACUCUUUUUCCCUUCUCCAGUUUUCCUUCCGAUGUGACCAAUCCCGCCAAAC
Molecule: messenger RNA, 630 nt
Organism: Aspergillus caelatus
Lineage: Eukaryota; Fungi; Ascomycota; Eurotiomycetes; Eurotiales; Aspergillaceae
Exons: 1
Coding region: 421-615 (64 amino acids)
Source: RefSeq, a predicted model, not a curated record